Molecule: messenger RNA, 1554 nt
Organism: Ipomoea nil (Japanese morning glory)
Lineage: Eukaryota; Viridiplantae; Streptophyta; Magnoliopsida; Solanales; Convolvulaceae
Product: probable disease resistance RPP8-like protein 2
Exons: 2
Coding region: 1-1554 (517 amino acids)
Biological process (GO): defense response to other organism
Source: RefSeq, a predicted model, not a curated record
AUGUUCCCCAAAACAAAGCGCCUUCGUGUCAAAGAGUUGAUCCGGAUGUGCAUAGCGGAGGGGUUUAUCAAUGAGGAGGAGGCAGAGCAUGGUGGCAGACCAGUAGAAGGCAUUGCAAGGGAUUACCUCCUUCAACUCCAUAAUAGAAGCUUGAUUCGGAUCGUCACCAAAGAGUAUAUAUUUGGUAGAGUGAACAACGAAAUUGAAAUGCAUGACCUGUUCCGUGAUGUAGCUGGUGAGGUGAUUAGAAGGGAAAUGUUUGCUGAAAUCAAAUUGAAGCAUAAUACCAAACUUGAGUGGAAGCAAAGGCGUAGUUUGAUAAUCUUGAAAGGCAAGGGAAAGGUGGUGAAUCUUGAAAAGGGAAAUAUGAAGAAGCUCCGUACACUCAUCAUCCACGGUGAAAGGAUUAUUGUGAAUUCGCUCCCUCAGAUGCUCCAAAACAUGAAGUUGCUCAGAGUUUUGGCGUUGGAAUGGUUACCUGGUGGUGUGGAGGAACUGCCCAAUGAGGUUGGGGAUCUUAUUCAUCUUAGGUACUUAAGUCUGUGUGGUAAUAGGGAUAUGAGACAUCUCCCUGAUUCUUUGGGAAGAUUGCACAAUCUACAGACAUUGGAUUUAAGAUUUACUAAGGUGAAGCGUUUGCCUAAAUGCGUGUCACAGCUUAUGCAGCUGAGACAUCUGUUUGGAGGCAGCGUUACAGAACAAGCGGCAGAUGAUAUAGUAUUCACAUCUUCUCAGCUUCAAACAUUAUCUGGCAUACGGAUUAUUACCAUUCAAGCAAGAGAAUUAGUAAACCUCACACAACUCACUGAGUUGGACAUUAUAUUCAAUGAAGGGGAAGAAUGUUGGAGAGCAAUUUGUGAUUCUGUCAAUAAAAUGACAAAUCUACGCUCUCUAUUUAUUCAGCGUCAAAUCAUUAAUAAUGGUGAUGGUAUGGUAUGGGAAUUUGGAAAUUUCUCACCACCCCUUUAUCUCGAGAAGCUCAAGCUGUCAAAUUUUCAGAAAUUGGUAAAGUUUACUCGCACUCUUAACUAUCUUCGCUCAAUUAAUAUACAAAACUGUGAUGUAGAUGAGGAUUUCUUCAAUAGUUUGGAGAAACUGCCAAGCCUGUUGGAUCUCGACAUUCACAGUUAUAUUAGAGACCAGUUAUUGUGCAGUGAAGAGAGCUUUCCAAAACUCAAGAAGCUAACCAUAUGUUGCCCGGAGCUUACCAAGUGGGAAAUAGGAAAGGGAGCUAUGAAAUUUCUUGAGUCACUAUCUAUGCUCGAGUGCAAAUGUCUAGAAAUGGUUCCAGAAGGCUUGAGAGAAGUUGAGCAUUUGAAAGAAUUGCGUCUAAUUCACCCAUCUCAACAACUUAUUCGAAAGAUAAGUGUUGAAGGAUCAGAUCGAUGGAAGGGCCAAAGUCUUCGGGUCACUGUUCAAAACAAUGACAAAACCAACUGUGCAGCAGCGCAAGCUCUCUUCUGCACAGUUCAGCACCAGGUAGAACCUCUUAAGAAACUGCAUUAUAAAUGUAGUUUCUCUAGUUUGUUUGUUAUUGGGGGAUAUGAAAUAUGA